CGAUAAUACGUUUCGGAUGGGUUUCUGUUUACCUAGGAAGCCUGGCUCCAAGCUGAAAUGUUCAUGUCCAUACGUUAAGAGGUUAAUUUAACUGUUAACGAUUUCUGAAUUAGGAGAACAUUAACUACGUUUAAGAGUGGCUCCUAUGGGGCGAUUAGAGUAGCAAAUCCACACAUGAAGGAAACCCAAGGAAGAACAUGUGCAAAUCCAUUCAUGUUCCAUUCAGCUGAAGUUCACAACUUGUAAUUCCCAACAUCCAUCCAGGAAAAGCUACGCUCACUCUAGCAGAGACAUGACUGAUGAUUCCGAAGGUGUUGAGAUCCGGUCCAGCGGUGAUUUGUGGUCAGAGAUCUGCUCAGAUCUUCCAGAGCCAGUGGAGCACGGGACCACUGACGAACACUUCACAGAUUCAUUUCAGCCUCAGUGUCCUGUGAGCAACCAGAGCAGCUUCAUCCCUCCUAGCAACCUUAUGUCUUCCAGUCAGUGGGAACCGAUGGCAGAUUCUGCAGUCUACAUCGCCAGCUUGGAAAACCGUUUGAAGAGGAUUAAAGGUCAGUCAAAUGAAGUCACAUCCAGGGAAAUGCUGCGCUCAUUGUCUCAGGCCAAAAAGGAGUGCUGGGACAGGUUCCUCCAUGAUGCCCAGACUUCAGAGUUAUUCCAGGAAGGAGAUCUGGAUCAGAGUGCUUUGGAGCAGCUGAAGCGUUGGUUUUCUCCAGAGCGUGUAGCAAUCAGUGCAGAAGAGCUGGAGUACCUCCUAUUUCCGUCUAAGAGCAGAGAGAGCGCUCCACAUCACCCAUCCAGUAUAGGUUAUUCCACCGAAGAGCUGGACGAGGAAGAAUGUUCAAGUCCCGAGAAAUAAGUUGCAUCAUUCCCCCAUAGAUUGUAGUACCAUAAAGCAGGAGAUGGUCAUGUAUUUGAGAUUCCGUAGUAAUAAUGAAAAUGUUUUAAAGGAGAACACCACACUCAAAUGAAACUCACAUUAAAUAUGUUCAUAUUGAAAUAUCUGUACAAGUGAUUGGCUGAUCUUUUAUUGAUUUAUUGGUUGAUGCAGCAUUUUUUUUACAAGGGGACAAUUGCCGACACAGUUACAGUAGUGUUCAGAAGGAAGAAAAAAUGUGAGGUCCUAAAAACAAAAGAACAUUUUCUCACACACCAUUUUUAGUAACAUGAUAUAUCCAGGGGAGACAUUGGGCUCAGUUCCAUAAGCAUUGCAGUUAUAUGUUGCAAUAACAUUGCGUUGACUCCUGAAGAAGACUCACUUCAGCUAGUAAGUCAUCUAUAAUUGGAUAUAAACAGUCAGGUGUUUAAUGCAAUGUAGUGUGCACAGCCUUUUAUAUUCGACAGAUGUGGCUGUGUUCAAAAUAGACCAUUCAUGUAUAAUCUCAAAGUAAUUAGUAUACAGCUGUCAUCAAUUAAAUUAUUCUGAUUAAACUCAAAUAAAGAUCAA
Molecule: messenger RNA, 1447 nt
Organism: Tachysurus vachellii
Lineage: Eukaryota; Metazoa; Chordata; Actinopteri; Siluriformes; Bagridae
Gene: ccdc32
Product: coiled-coil domain containing 32
Exons: 5
Coding region: 293-859 (188 amino acids)
Biological process (GO): cilium organization
Source: RefSeq, a predicted model, not a curated record